Beta vulgaris subsp. vulgaris (sugar beet) is the source of this 4376-nucleotide messenger RNA. Its product is annotated as protein FORGETTER 1. Lineage: Eukaryota; Viridiplantae; Streptophyta; Magnoliopsida; Caryophyllales; Amaranthaceae. Gene Ontology annotation, molecular function: chromatin DNA binding; histone binding. Gene Ontology annotation, biological process: regulation of DNA-templated transcription. The transcript has 32 exons. The record is from RefSeq and is a predicted model, not a curated record. Bases 238 to 4062 code for a protein of 1274 amino acids. Gene Ontology annotation, cellular component: nucleus.
CAUACUGACUCACCCAAUCUCCUAAAAAAAAGUCUCUCAAAUAUGAAGUGAGUAGACAGUAGGCGCCAACCCAACCAUUCUCCCAAAAACGCCUUUGGCGCUCUAAAACAACCCCCCAAAAACUCGAAAAAACCUCCUCCCUCGCUCUCUACUUCCCGUUACCAAAAAUCCCUCCACUCUCACCCAAAUCCUCCAUUAAUCUACCCCUCAAAAGAACCCAUCCCCCCAAAAUUCCCAAUGUCGCAACUCCCAAUUAAUCCACCUCCAGACUCUACUCUUCCUUCGUCGUCAAAUGGCGUAAUUCUCGGCGGUGUCGCCCCUUGCCAGGUGCGCUGUGCCGGGUGUCGCCUCAUUUUAACCGUUGCGGCUGGCGUUGCGGAGUUUGUUUGCCCGACUUGCCGGCUUCCGCAGAUGCUCCCUCCUGAGCUGUUGAAGAAUUUUAGGCCUAGACCACCUCCGAUUCUCCCACCUCUACCACCGCCAAACCCUAACCCUAACCCUAACCCUAAUUCGGUGGGGCCUACUCCGCCACCUGUUCAGGCUCAAGGUAUUGAUCCGUCUAAGAUGCAGCUCCCUUGUGCUAACUGUAAGGCUAUACUUAAUGUCCCUCAUGGCCUGUCUCGCUUCAAAUGUCCUCAGUGCGAUAUCGACCUCGCCGUCGAUGUAUCGAAAAUUAAGCAGUUUCUCCCUCUUCCGCCUCCUCCUGUCGAAGAAGUCAAUGAGGUAGCUAUUGAUGUCGAACAAGAGGAAGGUGAAGGUGGAAUGGCGGGGGAGACGUUUACAGACUAUCGACCUCCUAAAUUGUCGAUAGGCCCUCCUCACCCUGAUCCAAUUGUGGAGACAUCAUCCUUAUCUGCGGUUCAACCACCUGAACCUACUUAUGAUUUGGCAAUUAAAGAGGAAAUUGUGCAGUCGAAGAUGCUGUCUUGCUUGCAGCUUGAAACAUUGGUCUAUGCUUCUCAGAGACACAUGCAGCAUCUUCCAAAUGGUGAAAGGGCAGGAUUCUUUGUUGGUGAUGGUGCUGGUGUGGGCAAAGGUCGUACUAUUGCAGGUUUAAUAUGGGAGAACUGGCAACAUAGAAGAAGAAAAGCAUUGUGGAUAUCUGUUGGUUCAGACUUAAAGUUUGAUGCACGAAGAGACUUGGAUGAUGUAGGUGCAACAAGUGUUGAAGUCCAUGCUCUGAAUAAGUUGCCUUAUGGAAAGCUUGAUUCAAAGUCUGUGGGAAUUAGAGAGGGUGUUCUGUUUUCGACAUAUAGCAGUCUUAUUGCGUCUUCCGAAAAGGGGAAGUCUCGCUUGAGCCAACUUGUUCAGUGGUGUGGUGGAAGAGAUUUUGACGGUCUUGUCAUAUUUGACGAGUGUCACAAGGCUAAAAAUCUGGUUCCUGAAGCUGGGGGGCAGCCUACACGUACGGGUGAAGCAGUUUUAGAACUUCAGGACAAACUUCCUGAAGCACGAGUAGUCUAUUGCUCAGCUACUGGUGCAUCUGAGCCACGCAAUAUGGGUUACAUGGUUCGUCUUGGUCUUUGGGGUGAUGGUACAUCUUUUUUGAAUUUCAAGGAUUUUCUGGGUGCUCUAGAGAAAGGUGGAGUUGGAGCUCUGGAACUUGUUGCCAUGGACAUGAAAGCAAGAGGCAUGUUUGUUUGUCGAACACUUAGCUACAAGGGGGCUGAGUUUGAAGUUGUUGAGGCACCGUUGGAUCCCAAGAUGACGGAAACAUAUAAGAAGGCAGCAGAGUUUUGGGCUGAACUGCGUGUAGAGUUACUGACAGCAAGUGCAUUUCAUAAUGAAGAGAAACCUACUUCUAGCCAGCUGUGGCGAUUGUAUUGGGCCAGCCAUCAGCGAUUCUUUAGACACCUGUGCAUGUCAGCUAAAGUCCCAACAGUUGUAAAACUUGCUAAGCAAGCAUUGGGAGAGAGUAAAUGUGUGGUUGUUGGCCUUCAGAGUACGGGAGAGGCACGAACAGAGGAAGCUGUUACAAAAUAUGGCCUUGAACUUGAUGACUUUGUUUCUGGGCCUCGUGAGCUGCUACUGAAAUUUGUUGAAGAAAAUUAUCCUCUACCUGAAAAGCCUGAACCUAUUCCAGAUGAUGAAGGUGAGAAGGAACUUCCGCGGAAGCGACGCUCAGCAAAUCCUGAUAUUUCAUUCAAAGGGCGAGUGAGAAAAGUUGCUAAAUGGAAGGCUGAAAGUGAUGAAGAAAGCUUUGAUGAAUCGGAAUCUGAUAUUGGCAAUGAAUCUACUGAAUCUGAUGAUGAGUUUCAGAUCUGUGACAUUUGUAAUGGAGAAGAGGAUAGAAAGAAAUUGCUCAAAUGUGCCUGUUGUGGCCAAUUACUCCACCCUUCUUGUCUAGAACCACCUGUAGCAGAUGUAGCAGAUGUAUCUGAGGGAUGGACAUGUAAUUCAUGCCAGCAAAAGACAGAAGAGUAUCUACAAGCAAGGCGUGUCUACAUAGAAGAACUCACAAAGAGGUAUGAAGGAGCUGUGGAACGGAAAACGAAGAUUAUGGAGAUUAUUCGGUCCUUGGAUCUUCCGAACAAUCCACUAGAUGACAUUAUUGAUCAGCUGGGUGGACCUGAUAAUGUUGCAGAAAUAACAGGAAGGCGGGGCAUGCUUGUUCGGGCCUCGUGUGGUAAAGGUGUCACCUAUCAGGCACGGAAUACGAAAGACGUGUCCAUGGAGAUGGUGAAUAUGCAUGAGAAGCAGCUUUUCAUGGAUGGUAAAAAGUUUGUGGCUAUCAUAUCUGAAGCUGGGUCAGCUGGUGUUUCUCUGCAAGCAGAUAGGAGGGCUAUAAAUCAGAGGAGGAGGGUUCACUUAACGUUAGAACUCCCAUGGAGUGCUGACAGAGCAAUUCAGCAGUUUGGCAGGACCCAUCGAUCAAAUCAAGCCUCUGCUCCUGAAUACAGACUCCUCUUUACUGAUCUUGGUGGUGAAAGACGAUUUGCAUCUAUCGUGGCAAAGAGGCUAGAAUCUCUUGGGGCAUUAACACAAGGGGACCGCAGGGCAGGUCUUUCAUUGAGCUCCUAUAACUAUGACAGUGCCUAUGGGAAAAAGGCGCUGAUGGUGUUGUAUAGAGGAAUCCUGGAGCAGGAUUCCUUGCCAGUUGUCCCCCCUGGAUGUUCGACUGAAAAUCCAGAAUCAAUCCAAGACUUCAUAUCCAAGGCAAAAGCUGCUCUGGUGUCUGUUGGCAUUGUUAGGGACUCAGGUAGUGCAAAAGAAUCUGGAAAGGUUUCUGCUCGUAUAAUUGACUCAGACAUGAAUGAUGUUGGUCGUUUUCUCAAUCGGUUGUUAGGCUUGCCUCCUGAGAUCCAGAACAGGCUUUUUGAGUUAUUUAUCAACAUCCUUGAUGUAAUUAUUCAAAAUGCGCGAACUGAAGGGAAUCUGGACUCUGGAAUUGUUGACAUAAAAGCUAAUAUUAUUGAACUACAAGGGAAACCAAAGACUGUGCAUGUGGAUCAAAUGUCCGGUGCACCAACAGUAUUGUUUACAUUCACUCUUGAUCGUGGGGUCACUUGGGAGUUUGCUUCUAGUUUGCUCAAUGAGAAGCAAAAGGGAAGUCUUGGCUCAGCGCAUGAUGGAUUCUACGAGUCUAAGAGGGAAUGGCUUGGAAGACGUCACUUCCUUUUGGCUUUUGAAGGCUCUACCUCUGGCUUUUUUAAGAUAGUUCGUCCUGCUGUUGGGGAGGCAAUAAGGGAAAUGCCUUUAAGUGAACUUAGAAACAAGUAUAGGAAAAUCUCUUCUCUGGAUAAGGCUCGUAGUGGAUGGGAAGACGAGUAUGAAGUUUCAUCUAGACAGUGUAUGCAUGGCCCCAAUUGCAAGGUUGGUAGCUAUUGUACUGUGGGGAGAAGACUGCAAGAAGUUAAUGUUUUAGGUGGCCUGGUCCUCCCAAUCUGGAAUGCGAUUGAAAAAGCCCUAUCAAAACAGGCCCGUCAGAGUCAUAGACGGAUUCGUGUUGUGCGUAUAGAGACAACAACAGAUAGCCAACGAAUUGUGGGGCUCCUGAUUCCAAAUGCAGCUGUUGAAGUUGUACUUGAAGAUUUGGCAUGGGUUCAAGAAAUUGAUGACUAAUGCAUACCUAGCAAGCUAUUGUCCUCCAUCCCGCGACAGAACAUUUCCUGUCAGCAGAACCGUGGGUAGCCAGAAAUUCACAUUGUGAUGUACGUCGUGAAAAAUAUUCAGGAGUUGUAUAUAGAUGCGCCAAUUUUUAGUCAAAUCUGUAUUAUCAUUUUUCAACGCAUGCUGUGCGAUCUCAUCAUUCUUGUAAAGCUUCGGUGUAAUUAUAGAGCACAGAACGCUGGCCUCACUGAUGAACUAGGCUCAGUGAUUUUGGCUUCUGAUUAUCAAUGAUAUAGUAAGCUUCUUCAAGCAGUUACAUUUCAUAA